ACCCAAAAUUACAAUUUAAUAAAAGGUAUACAUUUGUAUUUAAAACGAGCUAUUUUUGCAGAAACACAACCGGCGGAAGUGACGCAUUUGGCGAUUGUCAACAAGUAAGAUGGCGGCCCAUCACAGGCAGAACGCUGCAGGACGGAGGAAAGUACAGGUUUCUUAUGUGAUCAGAGAUGAAGUGGAGAAAUACAAUCGUAAUGGUGUCAAUGCUCUUCAGCUUGAUUCUCCUCUUAAUCGACUCUUUACAGCCGGCAGAGAUUCCAUCAUCAGAAUAUGGACCGUCAAUCAACAAAAACAGGAUUCAUACGUGACUUCAAUGGAGCAUCACACAGACUGGGUGAAUGACAUCAUCCUCUGCUGUAAUGGAAAAACAUUGAUAUCAGCCUCGUCAGAUACGACAGUGAAAGUCUGGAACGCACACAAGGGAUUCUGCAUGUCUACAUUACGGACACACAAGGACUACGUCAAAGCGUUAGCGUAUGCUAAAGACAAAGAGCUGGUGGCUUCAGCCGGGCUGGACAGGCAGAUCUUUUUGUGGGACGUGAACACGCUAACAGCACUGACCGCCUCUAAUAACACAGUCACGACCUCUUCAUUGAGUGGAAAUAAGGACUCCAUCUACAGUCUCGCAAUGAACCAGACAGGAACUGUUAUCAUCUCCGGAUCUACAGAGAAGGUCUUGAGGGUCUGGGAUCCACGAACAUGUGCCAAACUAAUGAAGCUGAAAGGUCACACGGACAACGUCAAAACUUUACUGUUAAACAAAGAAGGAACGCAGUGUCUCUCUGGUAGCUCGGACGGCACGAUACGAUUGUGGUCUCUCGGUCAACAGCGUUGUAUCGCCACAUACCGGGUCCACGAUGAGGGCGUGUGGGCUCUGCAGGUGAACGACGCCUUCACGCACAUCUACUCUGGUGGACGGGACAAAAAGAUCUACUGCACAGACCUGCGUAACCCUGAAACACGUGUGCUUGUAUGUGAAGAGAGCGCUCCGGUUCUGAAGAUGGAGUUGGACCGAUCAGCUGAUCCUCCUCAAGCUAUAUGGGUGGCCACAACUAAAUCAUUUGUAAACAAAUGGUCUCUGAAGGGAAUGAAUAACUUUAGGACAUCUGGAGAUUAUGACAAUGACUGCAGUGCCCCUUUAACACCACUUUGUACACAACCAGAACAGGUCAUCAAAGGUGGCACCAGCAUCGAUCAGUGUCAUAUUCUCAAUGACAAACGCCACAUCCUCACCAAAGACACAGAUAAGAGUGUGGCGUUCUGGGACGUCCUCAAGGCAUGUAAAGUGGAAGAUCUGGGUAAAGUAGACUUUGAUGAAGAAGUUAAAAAGAGGUUGAAGAUGGUCUACGUGCCAAACUGGUUUUCUGUAGAUCUCAAAACAGGGAUGUUGACUAUUACACUGGAGGAAAGCGAUUGCUUCGCAGCAUGGGUGGCAGCUAAGGAUGCUGGUUUUACGAGUCCAGACGGUUCUGACCCUAAACUAAAUCUGGGUGGGCUUCUUCUGCAGGCCCUGCUGGAGUUCUGGCCCAGAACUCACAUAAACCCAAUGGAUGAGGAGGAGAACGAGCUUAAUCACGAAAACGGCGAACAAGAGAAUCGAGUCCAAAAGGGCAAUGGGUAUUUUCAGGUUCCUCCGCACACUCCUGUCGUCUUUGGUGAAGCAGGUGGACGAACAUUGUUUAGAUUAUUAUGUCGUGACUCUGGAGGGGAGACGGAGUCUAUGUUACUGAAUGAGACGGUACCUCAGUGGGUUAUUGAUAUCACCGUAGAUAAAAACAUGCCCAAAUUCAACAAGAUCCCUUUCUACCUCCAGCCUCAUUCAUCGUCUGGAGCCAAAACGCUUAAGAAGGAUCGUCUGUCUGCUAGCGACAUGCUGCAGGUGAGAAAAGUGAUGGAGCAUGUUUAUGAGAAGAUCAUCAACGUGGACACAGAGUCACAGACCACCAACUCCUCAGGCAAUGACAAGCCUGGAGAACAGGAGAAAGAUGAAGAUGUUGCAGUGAUAGCCGAAGAGAAGAUUGAGCUUAUGUGUCAGGAUCAGGUUUUGGAUCCAAACAUGGACCUCAGGACUGUUAAGCAUUUUAUCUGGAAGACUGGCGGAGAUCUGACGCUUCAUUAUAAGCAGAAAUCCACGUGAGACCGCUGCAGAGACCCCCGUCACCUUCAUCCUGCAUUGCUUGACUAUGAAUGCUGUGCGUCUCGGACUGCUGUGCUGUUCUCAGGUUUGAUUUGAUAACGUUAGAGAACCGGCAGGAGAGAUCUGAUUGAUUGUUGAAGGAUAAAAUCAGUCACAGAGUGAUCAAGCUAUUGUGAUUGUAAUUUUUACGGACCUGUUUUAUCUGCCUUUCCUGUUUUCUACAAGUCUUUGAUGAUGUCAUAUGUUGUUAGGUGUCAUGAUGAUGAUGAUGAUGAUGAUGGAGGUAUGUGUGCAUACAUAUGCUAAGACUCACUGUGUGAGAUAAAUUGCUUCAUGCACAGAAGUACCGUAUACAAACAUUCCAGAGACUAGUAAAGGCAUUUGGUAUCAUGAAGUAAUGAUGAACAACCCUUUUGAAUGCGUUUAUUAUACUAGAUUAAUGUUGAUUUUUAAUACACUAUGCAUGGUUUAUUCAUGUUUGCUCAAUACUGUGCAAACCGUGUAUGAAAUCAAUAACAUAGGAUUAAUAAAUGCUGCAAAUGUAUCCUUCAUUGUUAAUUCAUGAAAUCUUACUGUAAAUCCUCACCAAUACAACACUUGCCCUGA
Messenger RNA from Misgurnus anguillicaudatus (oriental weatherfish), 2749 nucleotides. RefSeq names its product WD repeat domain 48b (gene wdr48b). Gene Ontology annotation, biological process: double-strand break repair via homologous recombination. The record is from RefSeq and is a predicted model, not a curated record. Lineage: Eukaryota; Metazoa; Chordata; Actinopteri; Cypriniformes; Cobitidae. Gene Ontology annotation, molecular function: ubiquitin binding.